GGGGAACCUUUUCAUCCCACUCACUUUGCUUCCUCCCGGCCCUACAAAUACCGGCCAUCGUGUGCUAGGUUUCUACAGCACAGCAAGGCACUGCUGGGCUUCGAUCCAGCUUCCAAUGGCGAACCUACUCACAGCUCUCCUGCUCCUCUUGGUCGCUGCAGUGAUAGCUUCAGGUCUGUAUGAGGAUGACCCGGGUGGCGGCGGCGGCGGCGGUCGUUCUAGCGGAGGAGCUAAGGGGGCUCCAGCACCUCCUACUGGCUGCAGCAGGUCCAUUAAGCCUAAGAGGCCCAUGGGGGAGGAGGUGUGGAGGGGAAAGGAUGCGAGAGAGGAAGAGGAGGAAGAAGAAGCCAGCCCAACCUAUACUUUGCCGCUAGGUUCACACUUGGACACGGCCUUCUUCCUUCUGAAUCACCUUUACCCGGGCUCAAAGAUGACCCUCCACUUCACCCGUGAUGCCGCUGCACCCAUGCUCCCACGCGCCCAGGCCGACUCCAUCCCUUUCACCUCUGCCAAGAUCCGGGAGAUCCUCUCCCGCCUCUCCGUCCCAGCUGGCUCCCUGGCCGCCGAGGACAUACGCUCCACCCUCGCCGAGUGCGAGGCCCCGCCGCUCUCCGGCGUGGCUGCCCAGCGCUGCGCCACCUCCUUCGAGUCCAUGGUUGACCUCGCCGCCUCCUGCCUCGGCACCCGAGACAUCCACCUGCCGGCGAUGAGCAGGCUCAGCUUGAUUAAGGAGGGGUCGUCGGUCCCGACACAGGCCUACGUGGUGGAGUCUAUCAGGCUCCUGCUGGUGGCCGGCGGGGACAUAGUUGCCUGCCACCGCAUGCCCUACCCGUACGCUGUUUUUGUGUGCCACAUGACCAAAGCCGCCGUGUACGCGGUGACCCUUGCCGGCGCUGACCGGACCAAGGCUGAGGCUCUGACGGCGUGCCACAAAGACGCGUGGCCACAGGACAAGAACAUCGCCGUGGUGCCGGGGGCCUUGCCGGUGUGCCACUUCCUGUCCCAGGACAGCAUGCUGUGGGUGCGCAAGUAAAAACAUAAGCCUGCGUUAUUAGCAAAUGCUGAGGUUGGACGUACAUGGGUAUGAAGGUACAUGCUUUGCAAAACAUGAAGGAAGUUGGCCCUCUAAUCCGCGGCUUGUUAACAAAAAGACAAACUAUAUAAAGAAUAAUAUUAAUAACAUGUAAUAUAUCAAAGAAGUAAAAUGUUAAAAUAUAUUUCAUAAUGAAUCUAAUGUUGCUCAUUCGACGUCGUAAAUAUUAUUUUUUUAUAAACUUCAAACUUUUGGAUAUAUAGUUUCACCUAGGAAAACUCCGAAUGUUUUAUAUUGCAGGACGGGGAAUAGAAGAGUGGCGAUAGCUGCUGAGCUUAAACUUGGUCAAGAUCGGGGGAGAUUAGAACAAAAGUACCGCAUUUAUUAGCUAUUCGUUUUGGGUCAGAGUGGUGUGUCCUUUGUGCAAGCUCCAGAGUUUCAAUAAGGCUGUGUGUAAGGACAUUCCUUAAUAAAUUAAAGCUCUCAAAAAAAUAAAGAUAUCUCCUUUGGCCAAAAAAAAAAGUUAAUUCAAUGACUUGGCAUCGACUAAUCCCGGUCUGCCGGACGAGUACUAUUAAUCUUUCCGACCCACGCGGCAACAACUUGACGAAACAACUCAAAUUCAAGGAAGUCUAGCAGGUUAACGCAAAGAUUCUUUGCGAGGUGCAUUACGUCAAUUGCGCUGCGGACCUUUAAGCUUUCCAUUAAGGUAAAUCCUAAAAUAUACUCUUCUCCUUCCACAUAAGUGCGCGUCCGUCAUCACUCUUUAUUGAUCUGCUGCCAGAUCCCUUUCCGAAGACUACUUUUAUUUAUUUUACCAUUUCAAAUACCAUUUUCCCAAAACAGUGCUUGGGGUUCUCUAGCCUGAUGAUGCUCAAAUGAUGACAGUGAUUGUACGCCACAUCGUCUGGAUCCUCUGGGGAGACUGCGGCCCUGCGAAUGGUGCCCCCUAGCGUUGGCAGCACUUAGAGUGGAGAAGUUCAUCACAUCAGGAGGCAUCCCAAGAGAUGAAGUGGGAACAUAGCCAACUGGUGUGCUGAAGAUGUUCCUCUACGCCGAUGAAGCAAUCGACGAUGAACUCACGGUGUAGGCCGGCGCCAUCUAUACCGGUGUUCCCAGAGAUGGAAACACUAGUGGCUGAGAGAUCGGAGGUAGCAUGGGAGCAGAUCCUGCGCCCCCCUGAGCCAGGGCGGCUGCCAUCGACUAGGAGUCGAUGCUUGUUGCGGCAGAUGCUGGCGCUCCGCCUACAGAUCCAGCUGAUGACCCCGAUUGGGAGUUAACACGGCCCUGUGUAUCCACGUUGCCACUGGCCACUCAUCAUCUGAUAUAUGGCAUUUUAGAUCGAAUUCUUCAAGACGUUCGACCAGUUGAUCA
Panicum virgatum (switchgrass) is the source of this 2407-nucleotide messenger RNA. RefSeq names its product BURP domain-containing protein 6-like. Bases 116 to 1033 code for a protein of 305 amino acids. Lineage: Eukaryota; Viridiplantae; Streptophyta; Magnoliopsida; Poales; Poaceae. The record is from RefSeq and is a predicted model, not a curated record. The transcript has 2 exons.